AGAGAGAGAGUGGCCCUUCCAGAUUCUCAGCCCCCAGAUGGCGAGAAAGCGAGGAAGACCGAAGAAACCUAAUGGAGCUCGAUCCAUGACGAAUUCACCGCAAUCAGAGGGUAGAAAUCCUGAGGGAGAAGCCAGCGCUGCAAUUGACAGAUCUGGGAAGCAAAAAUUGACGCCAAAAACUCCCUACGAGGUAAUGAACCCAAUCCUAAAUCAGCUGGAAAUAGAUGAAUCUAAUAUGAAGAAGCAGUAUAAUGGAGGCUUAAAUAUUGAUCUGAAUCUGAAAAAGAAACAAGCCUCGUAUGCUGACAUAGUGAAAGGGUCUGAUAUUGAAUGUGAAUUGUCGUAUGUACCGGCAGAAGAAAUUAAUGGACAGUCUGUUGCUAAGAUCAAUAAAGAUGAUAUAAUUGAGGACUUAGGAUGCUGGGAUCAAUCCAUCAUUGUCUGUGUAUUAGGAGCUAAUCCUCCAUUGGAAAUCAUAGAUGGAUAUGUAAGAAGGAUAUGGAAAAUGUACACCAUAGAAGAUGUAACGUAUCUCAAGGAGAGGCAGUUUAUCGUUAGGUUCAGUAAGAUUGAAGAACGUGAUGAAGCACUUAAACGGAAGUACUAUUAUUUUGACAAUAAGCCAGUGUUUACCAAAGCUUGGUGCCCUGGAACUAAAAUAGACAUCACUGAGCUGAAGGACAUCCCUAUCUGGGUUCAAUUUCCAGGGUUGAAUAUGAAAUACUGGAGUUUAACUGGAUUGAGAAAAUUGGGCAGUGUUAUUGGCAAGCCAAUAAGAAGAGACAAGGCCACAGCCACUAGAGCAAUGUGGGCAUUUGCUCGAAUUCAAGUUGAGGUCCAAGUGCAGCAGGAUUUUCCAGAGAUUAUUCAUUUUGCUGAUGAAGAGGACAGGAUAAUAUCUCAAGCAAUGGAAUAUGAAUGGAAGCCCACAAUAUGUUCUAAAUGCAAUAAGAUGGGUCACAUUGCUGAUAACUGCAGGAAAUCAAAGGAGACUAAAACAGGAGCCAACCCUAUCAUCAGGAAAGAGUGGAGACCAAAACAGAAAAAAAAUGAGGCGAAUGAUCUGAAGAAGGAAAAGGAAUCUACAAUAGAGGUGCCACAGUUUCAAACUGAGGUUCAGGUCAAUCUAGAGGAUGACCUAGGGAAAAACAAGUAUGAGGAAGAUCAAGAGGGUUUCCAGGAAGUACCUAAGAGGAAGAGUGCAAGAAGAUUAACUAUAGAUGAUCUGUAUAAGGGAGGAGGAAUGAAUGAUGUCCCUUAUACAGGGCAUUAUCCAUUUUUAUCAUGAUAUUGUCGUGGAAUAUUAGGGGUCUAAAUAACCCCAAUAAACAGUGGGAAAUAAAAGAUUUGGUUAAUAAAAAUAAUAUUAGUAUUAUGGGUCUCUUAGAGACUAAAAUAAAGAUUGAAAAGGAGAAGGAAGUACUUGGAAGAAUGUUUAAUGGUUGGGGCACAUUCACUAAUAUUGAGCAUCAUCCCCUUGGAAGGAUUUGGGUCAUUUGGAAUAAAAAGAAAGUCAGCACUCAAGUAAAUGACAGCUCUUCACAAGCUGUUCAUUGCAAGAUAAGAGAUCUGGAGAACUCCAAGUACUACUGGAUAACUUUUAUCUAUGCGCUAAAUGAUCAAGGAGCUAGAAAACAGUUGUGGGAAAAUUUAAUUCAAUAUGCAGAGACCAUGAAUGACCCUUGGUGCUGCAUUGGUGAUUUUAAUGCACCUUUAGACAGCAAAGAUAGGAAAGGAGGAUUGGCAGUAACUGAAGAGGAAAUGAAGGACUUCAAGGAGUGCGUGAUGAGAUGUGGGCUAGAGGAAAUUCCAUAUGUGGGCCCUUACUACACUUGGACAGACAAACAAGGUCCAGGUAAAAGAAUUUGGUCCAAACUUGACAGGGCAUUUUCCAAUGACGUUUGGAUGGCUGAGCUGAAUACUAAAACUAGAAUACUAAAUGAGGGAGUAUCUGACCACAGUCCACUUUUAGUAACUAGGAUUAGUACUAUUAAACAAUCAAAGGCUUUCAGAUUUUGUAAUAUGUGGCUUGAGGACUACAAUCUGCCUUUGAUUAUAAACCAGGGAUGGAAAAAGGAUUUGAACAACAGAAAUAUGUACCAGCUGGUGACUAAUCUAAGGAACUUAAAAAGACCGUUACGUAAACUGCAUAAUGACAGGUAUAGAGGGAUCCAUAGACAAGUGGAUGAAGCUUGGGAGGAGUUACUUGAAUUUCAGCAAGAGAUCAAGAAUGUGGUCAUGUCACAUGAACUGAUCUCAAAGGAUAGAUUGCUAACUGACAAACUUCAUAAAACAAUCAGAGCUUCAUACAUCCUAAAAUGCCAGCAAAGCAAACAAGACUGGAUAACUGAAGGGGAUAAAGCAUCAAGACUGUUCCAUGCUUGGCUAAAAAAGAGAAUUAUACAGAACCAAAUUCUAACCAUCCAUGAUGAUAAGGGAGGUCUUAUUGAGGGGACAGAUCAUAUUGCAGAAGUCUUUAUCAGAUAUUACACAAAGCUUCUGGGAACCAAAACUGCCACUACAGGUAUUGAUGCAGACAUCAUGAAAAAAGGGAAAACUCUGAACAUAGAACAACAGCUUCAACUUAUCAGACCUUUCAAUGCAAAACAUGUGAAAGAUGCAAUGUCCUCAAUCCCUAAUACCAUAAGCCCUGGGCCUGAUGGGUAUGGAAGUGGAGUCUUCAAGGGACAAUGGUCAAUAGUGGGGGAAUUAACUACCAAAGCUGUGCUGGAUUUCUUUAAGGAAGGAAAAUCUUUGGUUCAGAUUAAUGCUACACUGUUGACUGUACUCCCUAAGGUGUCAGAUCCUAAGGAUCCUACUGAGUACAGGCCAAUAGCUUGCUAAAACACCAUAUAUAAAGUGAUCUCUAAAUUGAUCUGUCUGCGUUUGAAGGAAGUCCUGCAUCAAAUAGUUGAUCUAAAUCAAAGAGCUUAUCUUCAGGGCAGAGAACUAAUUCACAAUGUACUGAUGACCCAGGAGAUAGCUAAAGGGUACAAUAGAAAGAAUUGUUCUCCUAGGUGCAUGAUGAAGUUAGAUCUUCAAAAAGCAUAUGACUCCAUUAGCUGGGAGGCUCUCGAAGGUAUCCUAUAUUACCU
Molecule: messenger RNA, 3095 nt
Organism: Cuscuta campestris
Lineage: Eukaryota; Viridiplantae; Streptophyta; Magnoliopsida; Solanales; Convolvulaceae
Source: the annotation of a GenBank genome assembly